UGGCGGAAGUAGCUGGAGAGAGACCGGCGAACGCCCGCUGGCAGAAGGCGCAUGCGCCCGCGCCUCAGUGCUCUCUAGGUCUUUGGCGUGGGGAGUCCCAAGUCCUCCUGCUUCUGCCCCUUCCCCCCACAGUUUCAACCGCUCACCUCCUUCCCCCACCACGAGAGCAGAGGUUACGCCAUCUUGUUCCCCCCACCCACCCAUUCACGGCCUCAGUCGCCCACUCUCCUUUGCUACACUCCCCUCCCCCCCACCCCCGGAAGAGUGUCCUGGGCAGCCGCGGCGGGAACAGCACCAGCUUCGGCCGUCCCCACCUCCGCGGCGCGGGACUCGCAGCUGUCCGUCUGUCCGUCCGCCCCUCCAAGGGUUCAUUAAAGCAGAGAUGAAUAAUACUGCAGCUAGCCCGAUGUCAGCUAUUGCUACCUCAAGUAGUGGAAGAGCCACAGGGAAAUCAACGAGUUUUGCUCUUGAACUGCAGAGUAUGAUGUUUUCUUUAGGAGACGCUAGAAGGCCACUUCAUGAAACCGCAGUCUUGGUAGAAGAUAUUGUUCAUACCCAGUUGAUUAAUUUGUUGCAGCAAGCAGCUGAAGUUUCUCAGCUACGAGGAGCCAGAGUGAUCUCUGCUGAAGAUCUUCUUUUUCUGAUGCGCAAAGACAAGAAAAAGCUUAAAAGACUGCUGAAAUACAUGUUUUUCCGAGACUACAAAUCUAAGAUUGUCAAAGGUAUAGAGGAAGAUGAUCUUCUGGAAGACAAGUUCAGCAACAGUAGCAAUGUCAACAAAAGGCAGAAAAUAGCCCAAGACUUCCUCCACUCCAUUGAUCAGACAGGAGAACUCUUGGCUAUGUUUGAAGAUGAUGAGAUUGAUGACAUUAAGCAAGAAAGAAUGGAGAGAGCAGAAAGACAGACUCGAAUGAUGGAUGCAGCUCAAUAUGCAGAAUUUUGUGAAAGUCGACAGUUAAGCUUCUCCAAAAAAGCUUCCAAGUUCCGAGACUGGUUGGAUUGUAGCAGUAUGGAAAUCAAACCAAAUGUUAUUGCCAUGGAGAUUUUGGCCUAUUUAGCAUAUGAGACGGUGGCCCAGUUGGUGGAUCUGGCCCUUCUGGUUAGGCAAGAUAUGGCGCCCAAAGCAGGUGACCCCUUCAGCCAUGCCAUUUCUGCUACUUUCAUACAGUACCACGCUUCUGCUGAGCCACAUCUCUUCGGGUCAAGUUCUGGCAUGAAAUCCAGCCCUGAUUCCCCUGAAAAUACGCCUCCUCCUACACCAACUGCUCCAACAUCUGGACCACAACACCCAGGGAAAAACCAGUCAGGGACUUUGGGGAAUGGGAAUGUUGGACAAGACUCGGCUAAAACAAAGCAAAGGAAGAGGAAGAAGAGCACGGCAGCCUGUGGUAUCGAGGCUCAAAGCGAUGCCAUCCAGCCCAGCCACAUCAGAGAGGCCAUUCGACGCUAUGGCCACAAGAUUGGCCCCGUUUCCCCAUUCACAAGUGCCUACCGCAGAAAUGGAAUGACUUUCUUAGCCUGCUAAUGCAGCCGUGGAUAUGUCUACAGCAACAGGAAGGCAACAUUCUAUUGAGGUGAUUGUUUUUGCCCAGUCGGUGGAGAGGAGAUGGGGCAGAAGUACAGGUUGAGUUCUCCGUCUGCUAAGGGCCUGCUGGUUUGUUGUGACUAUCAGCAGGCUGACUCCAGCCCUUUUCCAGCCCCCUCAAUCAUUACUCUUGUUUACCAGAGGGAUCAUUGAGCUAAUUAAUGGCAGGAUGUUUGGGACGGUGUGUAGGUGGACAAGAAUGCAAAUCACACAAUUUUGAAAUUUGCCGUAGAUUUACUGCUGUGGGCUCCCCUGUCUAAAGAACCAUGGUGUGUGUGUGUGUGUCUGUCUGUCUGUCUGUCUGUGUGUCUGUGUCUCUGUGUCUGUGUCUGUGUGUGUGUGAGUGAGUGUGUUGAGCCUGCAUAUUUUCAUUGAUACAUUUUGCAAUCCAACUUUGGGACAAAAAGAAGAGAAAAAAAAACAGCUACAACAACUUUUCUUUUUGAUUUUCAUUUAUGAUAUCUCCUUUCUUUAAAAUGAAUGUCCAUAUUGGGAAUAGUAAUGCUCAGACCUUACUCAUCCAUCUGGCCCUGUCCCUUUCUGACUCUUAAUUUCUCUUCCCUCAGUCUCUCUACUCUCACCACGGUUUAAUUUCUCUGCCUCCUUCCUUCCCUCCUGCAUUUCUUCCAGCCAUUCUUCCUAGUUUUCUCUUUUAUAACAUUUAUUCUCACUCUCAAAUCUAAGAUUGGAAAAUGGUACCAUUUCAGGAUUCACCAAGGCCGGGAGGACAUUAGAGAAGGAAAAUUAUUGAUAGAAGUAUGGGAUACAGGCCUUGAAAGGCCUAUCCAGAGGGCUUGAUUUUAUCCAUUUAUCUAUUUCCUACCGGUGGCUCUAUAUUUUACCCUUCACUUAACAUGCUUUCUAAACUAAAAAUUAUUGUUAUAUGUUUAAAAAAUAAUGUUGGUUCCCUAUCAGUUUGUAACACUUGUAAUUCUUUCUGAUUGAACUUGUUACCAAUACUCAUAGAACUUGGGUAAGAGGAAAUUUGUCCUCAAUUGUGUAUUUUUCACAAUUCUGUGUUUAUCAUUUCUGUAUGCUUCUAAGAAACCUUUGUGAAGAAUGAAUAAAAGUGAGAAAAAAAAUCAUU
Trichosurus vulpecula (common brushtail) is the source of this 2672-nucleotide messenger RNA. It is a transcript of the gene SUPT3H, whose product is annotated as SPT3 homolog, SAGA and STAGA complex component. Lineage: Eukaryota; Metazoa; Chordata; Mammalia; Diprotodontia; Phalangeridae. The transcript is spliced from 12 exons. Gene Ontology annotation, molecular function: transcription coactivator activity; protein heterodimerization activity. Gene Ontology annotation, biological process: transcription by RNA polymerase II. The record is from RefSeq and is a predicted model, not a curated record. The coding region runs from base 383 to 1525 and encodes 380 amino acids.